Ictalurus punctatus (channel catfish) is the source of this 1943-nucleotide messenger RNA. It is a transcript of the gene pnpla2, whose product is annotated as patatin-like phospholipase domain containing 2. Gene Ontology annotation, biological process: triglyceride catabolic process; lipid homeostasis; positive regulation of triglyceride catabolic process. The record is from RefSeq and is a predicted model, not a curated record. Gene Ontology annotation, molecular function: triacylglycerol lipase activity. Gene Ontology annotation, cellular component: cytoplasm; lipid droplet; membrane. The coding region runs from base 256 to 1803 and encodes 515 amino acids. Lineage: Eukaryota; Metazoa; Chordata; Actinopteri; Siluriformes; Ictaluridae. The transcript is spliced from 9 exons.
UGACGGAGAUGUUAUUUAACCGGCUACUUUACGCGAAUGUCCUUAAAGCACGCAGACCGCGGAGAGAAACAGUUCGAAGGAAAGAAGUUUGAGCUGUUUUUUAUCUUUCUGAACUAAAGUUAGUACGCUCGGUGUGUGUUUAUUUCUGGCGGUAGGCGGGCAUUUAACCCCGGUGUGUGUAGGAAGUUCGUUCCGGUCGUGUUGUUUAUAAAUGUAGCAUUAACUCCAUUUUGAUUUGUCGACAUCCUGUCCGUCAUGUUUCCGCUGGACUCGUCCUGGAAUAUUUCAUUCGCAGGUUGUGGGUUUCUCGGGGUUUAUCAUGUUGGAGUGGCGAGCUGUCUGCAGCAACACGCGCCUUUCCUCACUGAAAAUGCCCAGCACAUCUACGGAGCCUCUGCGGGAGCGCUGACUGCCACCACGCUGGUUAGUGGGGCUUGUCUGGGAGAGGCAGGUGCCAGGACCAUCGAUGUUGCAAAGGAAGCAAGGAAGCGGUUUCUGGGGCCAGUGCACCCUUCAUUUAACCUGGUGAAGCUAAUGCGGCACAUGAUGGGCCGGGUACUGCCGCAUGACGCUUACAUCAAGGCCACAGGCCGACUGGGCAUCUCUCUCACCCGCGUCACAGACGGAGAGAACGUGAUCGUGUCUCACUUCAACAGCAAUGAGGAACUGGUGCAAGCGUGCGUAUGCAGUGCCUUUAUUCCCGUGUACUCUGGCCUUAUACCUCCCACCCUGCAGGGAGUGCGUUACGUGGACGGAGGGAUCAGCGAUAAUUUGCCUCAGUACGCGCUGAAGAACACCAUCACGGUAUCUCCGUUCUCAGGCGAGAGUGAUAUCUGCCCCCGAGAUUCCAGCUCCACCAACAUACACGAGCUCAGAUUUACCAACACCUCUAUACAGUUCACACUCUCCAACCUGUAUAGAGUCUCCAGAGCGCUGUUCCCUCCGGAUCCACAGGUGUUGGAGACAAUGUGCCGGCAAGGAUACAAGGAUGCAUUGUAUUUCCUAAAGAGAAAUGGCCUGUCACAGUUCCAACACCCCCCGCGCCCGCUGAGUAACGGUGGCAUGAGGGUUGCGGAAGACUCUGAGAAUGAGAACGAGGUUGACCAAAGGCAGAGCAGAGAACGAGACAUGAUGCCUGGCACAUCGAGUGUAGAGGAACAUACAUUGGAGUAUCUACCUCCACAGCUGCAUAGGGCUCUCAUGGAGGCCUGUGCAGAAAGACGACAUCCUUUGCAGUCUCUAAGCGACAUGCUACCAGUCAGGAUGCUGUCGGCCAUCUUAGGGCCUUGCACGCUGCCGGUGGAGUCCGCGCUUUCACUGAGUAUCAGGUUGUUGGAGUGGCUGCCUGAUGUCCAGGAGGAUGUGGGUUGGAUUAAAGAUCAGACUGUGAAGCUACUGAGUCAUGUUCUGAGGAGGAAUGUGCCCCAACAGCUGGUAGCACGAUUGUCUUAUCAUUUGCAUUUGAGGCAUGCUCAGUCUGCGCCGGCAAGUUUCAGUGCUGCCAAUCUGCUGCCAGGCUGGGUGUGUAGACGCAGCUCGUCUGUAUUGGAUGCUAUCCAGCGUUUGGAGCAGUACCAGCGCCAGCUCCUGCCAGGCUUCUUCUGCAUUAACCUAAAUCUACACGGCUCCUUCAGUGCUGGAUGUCCCCGACCUACCACUCCCCCUUUUCCACCAAUCCAUGAAGACCUGGAUGAAGGUUUGACUAUGCGUCCCGUGGGGUCCGCUAACGCCGCCUUUCUUCCACAAAACAAUCAAACGGAGGACCAUCGGUCAUGUGAUCACCAUCAACCCCAGGCAUUCUGAGAGAACUAAUAAUUCCAACAUACUCGAUGCAAGAGGAAGAAAAAAAAAAGUAUCUUAACAAGGAAGGUACAAAUCUCCUAAAAGGAUGUUUGAGGAAGAUGUUGGUUAUUUAUUUAAUAAACUCCUCAAGAUGAACAGAA